This is a messenger RNA of Leopardus geoffroyi (Geoffroy's cat), 2958 nucleotides long. RefSeq lists its product as uncharacterized. NCBI's taxonomy places the organism in Eukaryota, Metazoa, Chordata, Mammalia, Carnivora, Felidae. The transcript has 2 exons. The record is from RefSeq and is a predicted model, not a curated record. The coding region runs from base 543 to 1454 and encodes 303 amino acids.
GAGCCUGAUGCGGGCUGGAUCUCACAAGCCCCGAGAUCAUGACCUGAGUCGAAGUCGGAUGCUCAACCGACUGAGCCCCCCAGGCACCCCUGAUGUAUUUAGUCUUUGAAAAUUGAAGACGUAGAAACUAACUCUGCAAAAGCCCUGUUCUGGUCGAGGAAUCAGGACCUUGGAGCCAACCUGGGGCCGCAGCGCUGGGGCUGGUCUCAAAGGUGCCGCACUGACUCUGGGGUGCCUGGGACUUCGCCUGCCCCUAGAGUGGGAUUCGGGAGGGACCCUGACGCGUCUGGGCCACCGGCCUCCUCUGGGGCCUCCCUCGGAUCAUCCGUGCGGUGUAUCUCUCUAGCGUCUCGUGGGCCGGACUCUGCUGUGUGGCCCUCAAAGCUUGUACCACAAAACCAAGCCCGGUUUCACUGGCUGGCCGUCUUCCUUACUCCGCAGAGGAGGGGCCGCUGGGCUGGGACCCCAGGGCUGAGGAUGGGGCACACGGGGCCACACUGGUGUGCUGGACUCCUCUGCAUCACCUUGCGUGCUUUUCCUGGAUGCUCUGGUGUAUUUCUCACGGUAACCGCAGGACAUGGGAGCUGCUGCCGCCGACCGCGGACGGCUCUGGGGCUGCCUGGGGCCCUGGCCGGGGGCUGGGCAGGAUCGGGGACCCUGGGGGGUGCCCUCCGGCGCUGGAGUCGCUGCGGUCCCGCUCAGAGGUCAGUCCACAGGCCCUCGGCUCUGCCAGUGAGAACGGCACCAACAUUAAGCACAGGGAGGAGGCACCGUGCCAGGUAGCACAUCAUCUGGGAUUAUUGCUUCUUGCCUUCUUCAUCCAGCUUGAAAUGCCCACCAGCUGUGUGUCCUUCCGUCUGUCUGGGUUACGGGUGCCAGGGACACAGGGCUGUCUGUCGGGUGCAGGACGGCGUGUGUCCUGGGGAGGCAGGAGGGGCCCUACGGCACACACCGCUGCGUGGACGGGGCCUGGAUUCAUCCCGGUGGCCGGGGGUCCCGUGGGCCCGGCCGCUGGGCGGUGGGCCUUUGCUCGAGCACGGCGCUGUGGCCGGGGGUGGGACAGCCACUCCUCCUCCUCCACGACACCGGCAGGAGACAUUGCCCCCGGAGAAAGCCGGGGUUUGUCAGCUGCAGAGGGAACAGGGCGAACUUGUCUCACUCCAGCUCUGCAGUCCUGUCAUCCUGAGGUUCAGGGUACCCCACGGGCUCAGGCGGGGCGCCCCCCGCGGCUCAGAGAUGCUGGCGCCGCCCCCCCCCCCCCCCCCCCCCCACCAAGGGGGGCUGAGGGCUCUGGGGCUCUGACCUUCCCUCCGCAGGGCGACGAGGCAAUUCCUAUUCCGGGGACGUUUUUCACAAUAAAUCCAAGUCAGGCUCUGAGAGAAUGGAAGUCCCCGGGGCACAAGGUUAUGGGCACCUUGACAACCUGGGGCGAAGUAAAUCAGCAGAACGGAUGACAUUUUUCCAGAUGGAAACCAAGUGCGGGACUGUCUCCUCAGGAAGAGGAAGCCAGCGUCUAGCACAGCAGGUUGCUCGCGGAGGGAAGCUGCUGACGGGUCUGCGCUCAGAGAGGGCAGAGGGGUCUGCGCUCAGAGGGGGCAGAGGUUGAGGCCGAUGGCCGAGGGUCCUCGCGGGGCGGGAGCCGGGGAGGGUCCUGGAGCCUGAGCUGCUCGUGUGUGUUCACUUCAUGCCACGUGUUGUCUCGUGGAGGCAGGGCCGGGUGGCGUGAACAGGUGAUGGGGCGCUGGGCCGGGCGGGGGAGGGAGGGAGACCCGGGGGCAGAGGUCAGGGCAGAGAGGCUGAGACACCUCCCCGGGUUCCUUGUUUGACGGGGAAGCGCUGAUUAGGCGCCUGUGUCCGCAGGGAGCAGCACUGCCCGUGCCUGGUGCUGCUGGCCCCUCGUGAAACCGAGGGCGUUACCGUCGUUCCCACCUUGGCUGGGGGCUCAGAGAGGCUUGCGCAGGUGCCCGCGGCCACGCACGAGAACGGUGUUGUCCGGCCUCCACGCGGCAGCGGACCCCAGAGUCUCUACCGCCUCCCCUCUAAGCUCCCCGGGGGCAGGUCACGCGUCUUGGUCACCGUGUCCUCCCCUGUCCAGCUGAGUGACCACAGGGAAGCGUCCAGAAACGUCUGAAUGAAUGAGCGAGCCCACGUCAUCCCGAGGAUACCUUUACCGACAACAGCCUCCGUUCAUCGAUGGCCGCUGGCCCGUUGGCGCCCCAGCGGCCCUGUGAGGUGUGGGGACACCCGGGCUCGCGGGGGAUUGUCGGCGCGUUCCAGGUCGCGCCGCUGGUGGAGCUGGGAAUGGAGCCCACGGGGCUCUGACCUCUGUCCUCGCGGGAGCCGUCCCAGGGCUGAGUCCGCGUGAAGGAGCCUGUCCUCAGCUGUCUUCAGGCCCAUCACGUCCGUCUGGAGGAGGACCCAGGGAACGGCCCCACACGGGCAGGGGAAGCGCUGGCGUCCGGAGCGGGACGGCCGCCGUCAGCACCGCACACGUGGGGGGAGCCGUCCCCGACCUGCUGCCCGGACCCCCGUGUGCUGGAGGGCUGUCCUGUGAGCCCUGCCCGGAGUCCCCACCCCCAGGGUCUCGGGGCGGCCUCGGCUUCUGUGUCCGGCCGCUGUGUGUCGCCGUGGUGUGUGACGGACGGCUCGGUCCACCCGCCUGGGGCCGAAAGCGCAGAUGGCGGGCGGCCAUCGGGGCGGGAUCUCGAGGGCCGCAGGCACAGCGUCCGGGGCCGUGGCCGAGACGAGCGGUGCACGGCCGUGUCUGAGUCUGUGCGCGGCCUGUUGUGGUUUCAGAGGUGCGGGCAGGUUAGCAGGCAUCUGGGAUCCUGGGAGGAGAACGGGACACAUCCGUCCUGCUGACACCAAAGUCACCACGGGGCAAGAAGAGAGGCAGGGGGCGCCUGGGUGGCUCAGUCGGUUGAGCGUUUGACUUCGGCUCGGGUCCUGCUCUCACAC